Molecule: messenger RNA, 2395 nt
Organism: Cuscuta epithymum
Lineage: Eukaryota; Viridiplantae; Streptophyta; Magnoliopsida; Solanales; Convolvulaceae
Source: the annotation of a GenBank genome assembly
UGCAAAGUUUUGGCGGAUCAUCUGCUCCACAAGAUUCCCCCAUCUACCGCCUCCUUCUCGCUGAAGCACAGAGAUCCAAAACAAUUUGAAUCAGUUUCAACCUCAAAAUCCGAGUGACCUUCCUCGAUUGCCCAUUGAACCGCCGCAGCCAAAGAUCUUAUCUCUGCUUCAAGAGCCGAUUCCGCUGAAAUAACGAAGCUCUUUGCUGCUAUGAACUGGCCGUCGUGAUUCCUCAGAAUGGCGCCACCACAAGCAAAAUCCGUUUAUUGAAAUAAUAAGAAGAUCCAUUCUCUUCUCACACAGUUUUCCAUCAAUCCAUCUUAUCUGGUUUCCAUCUGCAUUUGGAGUUCGUACAAUAUAUGUUUCAUUUCAUCUGCACCUCUUCCAGAGUACAACAUUCCGAUUCCAGGGCAUGAAAUUGUGAUCAUCAAUCAGACUGAUUUAUUCAGAUUCAGAUAUUAAACAUGAUGCAAGAAUCUUCAACCAUGAACCCUCCUGCCAACAUGGACCUGCCCAUCAGCAUGGACCCCCCUGCAAGUGAUGCUGAAACGAAACCAGAAACACUUGAAGAAGUUAAAGAGGAAGAAGGUCCAAUGUUUCACUGCAACCUUUUUGAUGCUGAAAUGGUUCACAAGAUAGCACAAGAGUUCCUCACAGGUUUGGCAUCUGCGUGUGUUGACAACACGACAGGUGGCAUAUUCAAGAGUCCUGCAUCAGUGGCUCUUGAUGUUAGAAGAGAAAUGGUGGACUAUCUUGUCCAAAGAAGUGAGUCUUUUGUGGCGGAAUCGGUUGUCUUUGAAGGUGACCCUAUUAUAGAAGCACCCACUGAUGCUUUUGAUAUUAUCUCCAAUUUUAUUGAUGAUUUUGCACAUUCAAAAAGAAAUUUUUUCAGCCGUGUGUCAGGAUGGAUUCUGAGUGACAGGAGAGAAGAUAGGAUAGAUGAUUUUGUGCAGGAGAUGGAACUGAAUGGGUUUUGGUUGAUUGGGCGGAGGGAAUCAGUUGCACUAACUUUGCUGAGAAAUGUUGAUGUCAAGAAUACCUAUCAUUGCAGUAUGAAGUUUAGGUCUGAAGAAGAACUUGAACAUCAUCUCCCCUCUUGCAGUUUCCGGGUUGUGAAUUGUGAGAAUGAGGGAUGUAAUGCUAUAUUUGUUGCUGGUCAUGUGGAACAGCAUGACACCGCCUGUCCUUUCAAAAUGCUUCCAUGUGAGCAGAAAUGUCCAGAUAGCAUAAUGAGGCGUGAUAUGGACAGACAUUGUAUCACUGUAUGUUCAAUGAAGCUUGUGAACUGCCCUUUUUAUCCCGUAGGUUGUUUAUCUACAGUUCCACAGUGCUAUAUUGCGGACCACCGGUCCGAGAAUCUCCAGUCUCACUUAGUUUGUAUCUUGAAACUUGUUCACAAGGAAGCAUCUCUAGAAGCAUUGAAGAAAAGGACAGAAGUGUUGAUGGAGGAAGCACCUCGUGGGAAGUUAGCAGCUGCUAGGGAUGCCAGAGCUUUAACAUUUGCAAUUAAGGAUCUUGAAGUAAAGCUUGGGCCUUUAGAAGAAGUAAAACCAAGUGUAGAGGAAGAAAACUCAACAACUAACAAUGCUGAGAGCUGUGCUAGUAUGCUGGCUGACUCACCUAAGACAGAUGAUGACAUUGCAGCUUCUGAUGCUAAUGUUAAGCGCGAUAAAUCAAUUGCAAAAGAUGAAAAUGAUACAAAAGAUGAAAAUGAUACAAAAGAUGAAAAUGAUACAAAAGAUGAAAAUGAUACAGAGAAACAGCCAGAGUCAAUAUAUACAGAAUUGAAUAAAAUUGGUACGUCUCCUAAUAGGGCUGAGGAGGGCAUGGAGAUACCUAAGUCACCCAAGAAACAUAAUGUUUCUGGAAGUGGCCAUUAAUUAAAGUCGAGGAAAACAUACUUCUUUUUCUAGUGAAAGAGAACAUGUCAGUAUCACCUGCUUGAGAGAAGAAAAGCACAAUGAACAACUCAGCUUGCACUACAGAGUACAGAUGCAUCUCUGAAGCCACCAUAUCUAAUGGGGGCUGAAAAGAGUUUUAUAGGUACAACCUUCAACAGGCAAAAUAAUGUAGUUGUGUAAGAUCACGAUACUAGAAAGAUACAAUUUGUGCAGUUUUAGAUUCUUCUUUAUAUCCUCGGUUUCGGCAAUGCAUCGGACCUCAACAUCCAGAAAGCAAAGAGAGUACUUAGUUUGCUACUGGGAGAGUCAGAGAGAUGGAGAGCUAAAUCUCAGCUGCCGUAAACUGUAAACUUUUGGACAAUGUCUAUAUGUGCACACUCUACUGUGGUUUUCAUUUUUAAGUUUCCCAUACACCCUCUAAUUUUCUUUUUAAACAUUCUUAUCCAAUUAAUGGAUGCGAGAUUUUGUCCAGUUCAUUCGUUUUUCUGAAUUCA